CUUCCCCUCUAGACAGCACAGAAAAUUUCCCGAUAAAUACGUCAUCAAUGAUGGGCAAAUCAAAUUCUUUGGGUACUCAUUUUCAAGACUUGAGCCAAUACGAACAUUCUACCAACCAACCGAUCACUUUGCAGUCGACAUUUGUAACUAAUUUCUCUGGUGUACUGGUAAAUCCUGAAAAUAGGAUACAGGUCGGACAAAAUUAAUAAAAACGUAAUAAGUAAAAUAAUAAUAUCAACAAAGAAACUGCUAUGGUCAAAACAUUAGAUAACUGAUUGUGGAAAAUUACCUGUCUGCCUCCAUAUUGCUAGCUACUAGCUGUAUUAGCUAAAUUGUAGUUUUCAAUUCGGGACAGAAUUUAGCUAUCGUAGAUUUAUUUUAACUAGAGUUUAGAUACCUCGCGAACCUGAUUAAUCCCUGGAAUUUCCUGAGAGAUUUCCGUUACUGAACAGGCGUGUUGCAACAGAUGAUACCUCCAUAGCGAUAUUAAGGAAGAAAUGGCACCGCAGCCAACGGGGAGAGACGUUUUAUGCAGGAAAAGUAGGAAGGUAAAGCGAGAAUGGAACUCCAGCUGGAAUACCAGACUGAAAGAGAUUGUUGGCUUCCUGCCUAUCUCUCUGCCAGCCAAUGGACAUGUGCUCACUAAGAAGGAGACCCUGGUCCACAUGCUGCAGUAUCUGGACUUCCUCCAGAGCCACAUCCAGAGCCUGCAUAGAAGGCUGCCUCCUCACUGCCUCCCACAGAUUCAAGAGAGAGUGGGGUUGGUCUACGAGAAAGGAGAACAGCCAGCCAGAGCCCCUGCUGGAACUAGAAACUCCAGUAUGCUUUCUCAAGGCCAAUCACAAACGUCUCUGCAGCUGUCCACAGAAGAGACUGUCCCUUUGCACAGGGACUGGUGGGUAUCUGGGUGUACGUACUCCAGGGGAUCUCUGCUCUGACUUUUGGGAUUGGACAGCCAGUGAUGACAGUGGCAGUGGGAUGCUGGACUCCCCCCCAAGGUCAUCAUGGUCGCUGUUGCUAAGAGACCACCUGCUGGACUCACCUGUUGGCCUGGGCUCACCACCGAGAUAUGGCUCUCUGCCCCUUCAGGCUGUUUGUGAUACUGAAGAAGGCCUGAACCUCAGCCCCUCCCUUCUCUCCUCCCCCGCCCAUGGACUCACACAUCUUCUGCCCCAGGGCCAGGAGCUGCAGGCACUGUUUGAAGAUGUUUGGGUUACCCCCAAAUCCAGCUCCCCCAAAGUUCCCAGCCUGCCGUGCAUUUCCUCAGCAGAAAAGGUGUCAGAGUUGGACGAUGCUCUGAGAAACAGGGGCGGGCGAGUCUCUUCCCUGAGUGAGGGGGAGAACUGCAAGGGGAGCGACAUCACUUGGACCCCCACCCAGGGGGCCUCACCCAGGAGGGGAAGCCACAUCCACCAGUGCAAAAAGGCCCUGCGGUCUCGCUCCAACCUGAAGAAGAAAUGUGUGAAUGGCUUCAUCAUGUUCUGCCGUAUCAACCGCAAGAUGUACUUAAGCGUCCCAAAAUCGGAGGACACGAGUGGAUGGCACAGACCUGUACUGCUGAAGUGGGUUCAAACUUGUCUCCUCCCCUCUACAUGCUUCUGAGUAGGAUACAAAUGGUAGUGGGGAAGUGAAGGCAAAGAAGUGAGGAGUGAAAAAUAGUGGGACAUUACCCACUUUGAAUGCACAACCGGAGACAGGGCAGGCAGUUGUCUGAUUGGUUGUUAAGAUUCAACUGCAGUGUAAUUUGGAGUGGCUGAUUUCAGAGCCUAGGGCAGUCAGGGAUCUUUAUUUACCUUUUAAUUUAUUGAUAUCUGUCAGGAUGUGAAGGAAAUUUAACCAAAUUUGAAUAAAAGUGUUCUUACAACAAACUUACAUACUGCACCUAUCAGUAGAACACCUUUAACCCCUUAGCACACAUGCCAAAUCUGGCCGAUCCUUGCCCAUUUAGGGGGUACCCUAUUUAAAGCUUUAUAACUCCAGAUGUGAACAGCACAGCGACUUGAAAAAUGUCUUAAAUGAAGCAAGACAUUUGUACCAUUUACAAUACUAACUACUUAGAUUAGAUUAUAUUCAUAACUUUGGAAGAAAUAAAGUGCCACAAAUGCAAUUGUCUAGGCAAAAAAUCAAAAAUGAAUUUGCUCUUUUUUAGUUUGCAAUGAAAUACUGAGAGAUUGCAUAUAUACAGCAGGUUAAACUAUACAUGUCCUGGAUCAAAAACUUCUUGACCACAAGUUCAUAAUAUAUAAGGGAGGAUAUGUGGAACUACUAUAGAUCUACGAAGCAAAAACUAAGCAGUGUACCCAGCAUCUCCAAAUCUAUCCAAAAUGUCUAAAUUAUGCAUUGCUUUAAAUCACAACAUAUUCACGUAUUUCACUACAAAUCAACUGUU
Molecule: messenger RNA, 2389 nt
Organism: Anguilla rostrata (American eel)
Lineage: Eukaryota; Metazoa; Chordata; Actinopteri; Anguilliformes; Anguillidae
Exons: 9
Coding region: 628-1602 (324 amino acids)
Source: RefSeq, a predicted model, not a curated record